This is a messenger RNA of Plasmodium yoelii, 897 nucleotides long. RefSeq names its product fam-a protein. Lineage: Eukaryota; Apicomplexa; Aconoidasida; Haemosporida; Plasmodiidae. Bases 1 to 897 code for a protein of 298 amino acids. The transcript is spliced from 6 exons. The record is from RefSeq and is a predicted model, not a curated record.
AUGAAUAAAGGGUACAUUAAAACAGCUUUUGUUCUUUUAAGUUUGAUUGUAUACUCGAGCAAUAGAGCCAUUGCAAGUGAGUCAGUUCCAGAUGUGGGAAAUUCUAACACCGUUUCUAAAAAAAAUAUUGCUAGUUCGAAUGAAAAUCGUGAAAAAGGGAACUUACAAGCGUGUAUUGAUCCUGAAGAAACUGAAAAAGCAACAGAAAUUAUGGACAAAGCUAUAUAUCGCUUAAAACACCAUGAUUAUCUUAAUAACGGUUACAAUUAUUAUUUUUUAAGGGAAAUAAAAGGAUCUAUAUGUUUUACGAAAUAUGGAGAUAAUGACAUUGCAAGAUUUUAUCUUAGGAUCCGCAAUCAAAAUAAUUAUAAUAAAAUAGUAAAAAUGUUAUAUGAAGCCAAGGAUUUAUAUAGUUUAGGCUCCAAUGAUAGUAAAGGAAAAGUUAUUCGUGAAUACUAUCCAAAUUUAAUAAUGUUACAAAGAUCUAAUCAAACCCGAAAUACACCACCCAAUAAAUAUAAUUUUAGCUUAUCUGCAAUAGCUGAAAUAUCAGAAAAUAUAACAAUAAUUGCCAAUACAUCUAUAAAUGUAAAUGACGACAUCAAUGUCAAUAAAAAAAAAAAAAAAAAAAAGACUACCGCAAAAAGUGCAGAAUUAUCCAAAGAUCAUAUUGAUUUUGACAAUGCUGCUAGACAGAUAGUAUUAAGAAAUAUGUUUACUGAUUUUUUUGGAUUUAUUAUUAAAAGAGAAAGUGAUCAUGUUAGUAUUACCUAUGUCGAAUAUAAUGUUCGCUAUAACCCAUGUCCAAAAGAUUUGAAUAUAAGCGAAUGUAAAAGAUGUAAAGGAAAAAGUAUGUUAAUUAUAAUGAGAAAAAUCCUAAACACCUUUAAUGGUUAA